CACCCACAACCAAAUGUUACGAAGAUGAAUGGGCCCCAAACCUCACAUCAAUCGAUCAUAAAACCCACCCUUGACAAUAUCAAGCGAAUAGAGACUGUGGAUGAAAUCCGUAAUGCAGUAAGUCACGUCUUUCAAGAUGCUCAGCUCAGUUUAUCGGGGCAUAGAAAGCUCGUUCUAGUAAUGAAGAACAUCAUGAACAAAGCAAUAGAGUUGAACUUUGCAGAACACUUUGCCAUGUAUUUUACCAAGUUGAUAAACAAGAUUUUGCCAUUGAAAAAGGGCGAACAAGUGGCCGAUAGAAUCGCCAAGUUCUGUUCCUCUUUUGUCGCAAGCGUAUCGAAGGAUGAUCUAGCAAGAAGGCAAGAGAAAGAAGUCCAAAACGAACGAGAUGAGGUGGAUGAGAUGGACGAGGGCGAGGAAGAGCAGGAAGAAGACACAUACGUGAGUGCCUUCAUCAAAUACUUGAUCCAUCAUCUAUUGAGAGGCGUCGAAGCUAAGGAUAAGAAUGUCAGGUAUCGUGUUGUUCAAAUACUUGCAUACUUAGUAUACUACAUUGGGGAAAUAGACCAUGAUACUUUCGAGGCGUUAUACACCUCUUUGAACAAAAGACUUAAUGAUAAAGAACCAACUAUUCGGAUACAGGCGGUGGUGGCAAUUUCAAGAUUUCAGUCUUUUAAUUUCGACUUCGACGAUCAAGAAGAUAGUCCAUUUAGCUUUCCAUUGAACAAGGACCUGAUAACUAGCAAAAUAGUCUCAACGAUCCAAAAUGACGACAAUGCUGAGGUAAGAAGAGCAGCCAUUUUGAACUUGACAAAAAAUCAAACCACAAUCCCUUACCUUAUCGACAGGUCACGGGAUGUUAACAGCAUAAAUAGACGGUUGAUCUUUUCCAGAAUUUCUCGUGAAUUAGGGGAUUUCAAAAAUAUUGACUUUACUCAAAGAGAGUUUUUAUUAAAGUGGGGUAUGAACGAUCGAAAUGAUUCAGUUAAACAGGCUGCAGUCAAAAUGGUAAACACAUAUUGGUACAGUGCAGCAAAUGAAGAUAUUUUGGAGUUGAUAGAGGUGUUAAGAGUUACUGAGAGUAAAGUGGCUGAUCUUGUAAUGUCAGAAUUCUUUAAAGGGAAAGAAGAUAAGCUUUACUCAAUCAAGAUUGAUGACAGCUACUGGAAAGCACUAACUGUCGAAAAGGCAUUCCUUAUGAGAACAUUCUAUUAUCACUGCAAUGAUAACAACUAUUAUGAUUUGAUAGAUUCAAAUUUUCCCGAAUCAAUUGACUUGGCAGAAACUCUUGAGAAAUAUCUUCAAUUGAGAAUAAGGUUUUUAUCAGAAAAUGAUGCCAUCAUUAAGAAAUACGAAGAUCACGAACAACGGAUAGAAUUCGUCAAAAGUCAAUUGUUUACAGUUGAAAAUGCAUUAGUAAAAAUCAGGUAUGAAGUGGAGGCUUACAAGAGAAAUCUCAGAGAGACAACAAGCAAUAUCGAAGAUUACGAGGAAUUAGCCAAGCUUAUUAAGAAAAGAUUGUCGAAGUUAAAAGCUAAUGAUGAAUCUUAUCAGGAUCUUCUAACUGAAGAUAACGAACAAAUCGUUGAACAACUUAUAGAAUUUUCACCUGAAGAAUUAGUUCAAAAGCAAGCAGAAAUAAAGAGUUCAAUUAAGUCAAGCAAAGCUGAGGUCAAGGAAACUGAAAAGGCUAUAAUUGGCUGCGAAUCAAGGUUCAAACAAGGAACUGAAAAGUAUCACUCAUUGUCGAAGGAAAAAUUAGAAGAACAAGAAAGAUUCAGUCAACAUGAUGAAGAGUAUUUACCAUUUGCAGACGAGUUGAAAGAGUUGGAAUUCAUUAUUGAACAAUUGAUGUUGAUUUCGAAGGAAUUCGAUUUCAGCGACGAAAUAGGAAGAAGAAAAAUGUUACAGAUUAUCAGAAAGUCCUUGACAGAAGACAAGCUUUCAUCCAGCUUAAUUUCUAUAGGAUUGCAAGUGUUAAGAAAAAUUUCAAUCAAUGAAAAGGAUUUCAUAACUAUGGCCACUGAAAUAAUUACAGAUAUAAGAGAUUCCUACGAAAGCGAUGACGAAACUUUCCAUUCGGCAAUCUCAGGGUUUGAUGAGGAAGACGAGGACGAAGAAGAUGAAGAAGAAGGAGGAGAGGCAGAAGAAGGAGAAAAGGAAGAAGAUUCAAAGUCAAGUGGUGAUUCCGAACAGCUCCCCGAAGAUAGGGAAAGCACAGACGCAGAAUCAGGAAAUAAAGCAAAUCAAAGGAUAUCAUCACGAAAGAUCAAGAAGCGUAAAAUAGAGCCAAAACUUCCUCCAGAUGAGAUUGUGAUUAGAUGUUUGCGAAUUACACAGAAUGUGUUGGAGCUUAUCGAGGAUCCCUUAGAGAACCAUAUUUCUUUAGGAUCUAUUUACUCGGGGCUAGUUAAUUAUGCUAUAAAAUAUAGUGAAAAGUACACCCUCCACUUGCAAGGCUUGACAUGUUUGGGGCUUUUUGCGUUGAUUGACAAGAACACUGCUCAAGAUGCAAUUAGUACAUUCUUUGCGGCCAUGAGAAACUCUGGCGAAGAUGUUCGAAUAAUUGGUAUUAAAGCAAUCAUCGAUAUUCUUUCCACAUAUGGGACAACACUUAUAGAUUCGCGGGCAUUGUAUCAAUAUGGUAAGUUGUUUUACAAAUCGUUGAAUUCAUUUGAUAUGCCAAAGCUUCAGUGUGUUGUGGCAGAGGGCCUUUGCAAACUAUUUUUGGCUGACGUUUUUAGUGCAAUCGAUAAAACUGAGGAAGAAAUAGAUGAUGAAAGACCAGAACUCGAAACAGAGAAGCAAUUAUUUGAAGCAUUAAUUUUGAGUUACUUCCAUCCAUUGACACAAGAAAACCAGGAAUUGAGACAAAUAUUGGCGUUUUGUAUUCCGGUGUAUGCUUUCAGCCAUCCUAAGCAUCAGUUUAGAUUGUCGUCAGUUAGUGGAGACUGUAUGUACAGAAUGUUCAACGAAUCAAGCGACUUCCUCGAAUAUGAGAACAAAUUGUCCCCUCUGCAAGUUGUACAGCAGUUAAUCUACUGGUGUGAUCCAAACAAUUUGGUUAACAUGACCCCAGAGUCGACUAAAAUACAAACAUCACAAGUUUGGCAAUGUGUUUACUUGUUACAAGUAGUCGAACAAGAUACUACAAAAGCUGUGAAGAAAGCGAUCCUUAACAACUUAACCAAGAUUUCAAUUACCCCAGCUUUGGAAUCGAAGGUGUUGAAGGGACUUCUCGAGGCCAUAGAAGGUACUAAAGAGUGUUACGAUCAAAAUACUCAAGAUCCCGAAUUUCAAUUUGACCGGUUGACUUUAAAGAAUUUCGAAGCUUUCGAGACAUCCGUCAAAGAGCUGUACGAAGCAGCAUUAGCGAGGGAAAUAAGUGAAGAACAAGCUACUCCUAGAUCAUUUAGUAGGGCAAGCUCAAUAUUAGAGGAAAUUGAGGAUAGCAAGGAUAAUUUAGUAGGGUUGGAUGAAGAUAAACCAAGCUCAGAUGAAACUGGCGUUAUUCAUGAAAGGACUCCUCAAGAAGCAAACGAUGAAGAGGACGUUAAUAUGGACGAGUCCAAAGAGAAGGAGGAGGAUUCUUCCAAAAAAGAGAUAGACAACCAGUUAAAGGAAAUCGACCAGAUGUUGGACGAAGAGGAUGACGUCGAGUAUGAUAUACCCAUGGUUGAAUAGUUUUAUAGCAAGUAAUAAUAUGGUGGUAAUCUAGGGACUACCCUUCACGAGAUUUUCAGCACAUGCUUAGUACUUUCAGGACCUCGUAACUUGGAACAACUGACUGACUUGGGGGU
This is a messenger RNA of Suhomyces tanzawaensis NRRL Y-17324, 3800 nucleotides long. RefSeq names its product condensin subunit (gene YCG1). The transcript has a single exon. Bases 25 to 3684 code for a protein of 1219 amino acids. Lineage: Eukaryota; Fungi; Ascomycota; Pichiomycetes; Serinales; Debaryomycetaceae. Gene Ontology annotation, biological process: mitotic chromosome condensation. The record is from RefSeq and is a predicted model, not a curated record. Gene Ontology annotation, cellular component: condensed chromosome; condensin complex.